AUGAACGCGCUGCAGGGGGAGGGGAAGGAUUACGGAAAGAAGGAGGUGCUGUAUCCGGAUUUCGAGCGCACGUCGAGCGGGCUGCAGUACAAGGACAUGAAGCUCGGAAACGACGACGCGGCGACGUACGAGGGUAAAUCUGGGAAAACGGCGGUGGUGGAUUGGGAUGGGUACACGAUCGGGUACUACGGACGACCGUUCGAGGCGAGGAAUAAAUCCAAGGGCGGGGCGUUCACGGGGGACGAGAAGGACUUUUUUCGAUUCAAGGCGGACGACGAGAAGGUGAUCGGCGCGUUUCGAGAGGCGAUCGAGGGAAUGAAGGUGGGGAGCAUUCGAAGGAUUAUCGUGCCCGCGAAUAACGCAAAGUUGGGGUAUCCCGAUGGAAAGAAGUGGCGGACGAUGCAGCCGCAACCGGCAAACUUUUCGGGCGAGCGGGCGUUGGGAUUCGUGCUCGAAAAUCAGGGCAUGAUUGACAAGACUCUAUUGUUUGACAUCGAACUCCUCGCGAUUCGCUGAGGAGCGCGCGCGUCGUCAACACGGGUUGGGGUCAACUUUUUGUACACCAAGCGCUUCGCGUCGGGCGCGAAGCGGGCAAUUACCUUGUUUUAAUAAACAUCCAUCCAGUUUGGCGUCAAUUCGGCGGGUACAUCGGAGCGUACACGCCCGCGGCGAACAUCGGAUGCACCGCCGGCACCGCGCCGUUCGGCACGCCGGCGGCUGGCAUUUCCCCCGCGGCGAAGGCGCGCACCAGGCUCUUCGCCGCGGCGAUAUUGCUCUCGUGGGGACCCUUGAGCUCGACCGCGCUCGUAUUCGUCUCGGGAUCGGUUUCGAUGAGGGACACUUGACAUCCCGAAAUUUGCGCGAUGGUCGAAAUGUUGUUCCCAUGAUCGCCCAACACGUUCGACACGGCCUCGCCCUCGACUUCGACCGUUUCGUGAAUCAUCGGCGGCGGCAUCGCGGACGGUGGAACCGCGGGCAUCAUGUACAUCGGAGGCAUGGGCGGCGCCGCCAUCAUCGCCGGCGUGAUGCCGACGAUGGCGGGAUCGGCGAACGCCAUGGCCGCCGCCGCGUUCGCCGCGUACUCCGAGCGCAUGUCCCUCGGCGCCGCGACGGUCGGCUGAUAAUACCCCAACACGCUCGAAUCCACCAAAAAGUCUCUGAGCAAAUCAAACACGAGCUCCGCCGCCGCGCGCACGUCCUUCCUCGGCCCGUGAAUCUCCACCACGCGGUCCUCGCUCGUGGCGCACGGAGGCACCUGCCCGACUUCUUGCACCGCCACGUGCGCCCCGUUCGCGAGCAAUCGAAUUUUUCUAAUAUUUUCCCCACCCUUCCCGAUGAGAUGCCCCGCCUGACCCGCCGGCACGAGCAAUCUCAGCGCCACGUGCGUCCUUCGCGGCGCCCCCGUCGUCUCGCCGUCGUUC
Molecule: messenger RNA, 1421 nt
Organism: Ostreococcus lucimarinus CCE9901
Lineage: Eukaryota; Viridiplantae; Chlorophyta; Mamiellophyceae; Mamiellales; Bathycoccaceae
Gene: FBP19
Product: peptidyl-prolyl cis-trans isomerase, FKBP-type
Exons: 1
Coding region: 1-516 (171 amino acids)
Cellular component (GO): thylakoid; chloroplast
Molecular function (GO): peptidyl-prolyl cis-trans isomerase activity
Source: RefSeq, a predicted model, not a curated record